CUUAACAUCACAAUAACUACCAUAUAAAUCCAUCCUCGAAUAACGUUUCCGAUUAAACUACAAAUAUGGCUGUGGAUUAUGUGCUGGAGGACCUGAUGGGGAAACUAGGGGAAUUUGGAAAGUACCAGUUCCUGCAGUUCUUCCUGCAUGUCCUUUCCGCCUUGACCGCUGGCAUGCACAUGCUAUCACUGGUCACAGUGGCCGCCGUACCCGAGCACCGAUGCUUCAUCGAGGGUCUGGACAACAGCAGCUUGUCAGUGACCCCAUGGAACUCAAGCGCUAUCUUAGCUGCCAUUCCACUAAAGCCCAGUGGAGAGCUAGAAUCCUGCAUUAUGUUUGAUCCUGCUAACCUAGGAUCUAAUACCACAGUUCCCUGUACAAGUUAUGUAUACGACACGACGUACUACAAAACAUCCCGCACCAUUGACUGGAAUUUUGUUUGUGAUCGCCGCUGGAUGGGGGCCAUUGUACAGACCGUGUUCAUGCUGGGCGUGUUUACCGGGGCCGUCACCCUUGGCGGACUGGCCGAUAAAGUAGGUCGAAAGACCGUAUUUUGCUGGUCGGCUCUGUUCCAACUGAUCAUCGGCGUGGGUGUGGCCUUCAUUCCCGAAUACUUUUCAUUUAUGGUGGCCCGCUAUCUGUUGGGCAUUGUUGGAUCAGCGGGUGCCUACAUCUGCGGUUUUGUGCUGACCAUGGAGCUGGUGGGACCAAGUAAACGAACUGUGUGUGGUAUUACCUUCCAGGCUGUCUUCGCUGGUGGCAUCAUGUUGGUGGCCGGAUGGGGAGCACUAAUCCAUGACCGCCAAUGGCUGCAGGUGAUCUAUGGACUGCACGGCUGCCUUUUCUUGGGCCACUGGUGGUGGAUGGAUGAAUCUCCGCGCUGGCUGUGGAUGCAGGGACGUGCAGCCGAGGCUGUAGACAUUGUGGCCAAGGGUCUGAGGAUCAACGGAUCUGGAAUUCCAGUGGAUAAGGAGUACUAUGUCCAGAAGGCCAAGCAACAGGCAGCGGCCGAGGAGAAGACCAGUGCCGGCUUAGGCGAUCUUUUCCGCACACCUAACCUGCGGAUGAAGACCCUCAACGUGUGCCUUUGCUGGUUCGCCAAUUCCCUGGUUUACUACGGACUUUCGCUGAGUGCCGGCAAGCUGUACGGAAAUCCUUAUCUGAUCUUGUUUAUCUUGGGCCUGGUGGAGUUCCCCAGUUAUAUAACCAUUGUAUUUGUACUGGAUCGCUUGGGUCGUCGAUCGAUUACCUCCACGCUGAUGUUGGGAGGGGGUCUGUGUUGCAUUAUUGCUGCCUACAUUGCCCAAGGAAGCACUACGUCCACGGCGGUGGUAAUGGCAGGAAAACUGCUCAUUGCCGGAUCCUUUGCCGUGAUCUACAACUACUCGGCAGAACUCUUUCCCACUGUGGUGAGAAACUCAGCCAUGGGAUUGGGAUCGAUGUGUGCCCGUUUGUCUGGAGCCCUUACCCCACUCAUCACUUUGCUGGACUCAUUUGACCCCAAGAUUCCCGCUGUACUCUUUGGUGUAGUGGCAUUAAUCUCAGGUUUUUGGGUAAUGUUCCUGCCGGAGACAAUGAAUCAGCCAAUGCCCGAGUCCAUUGAAGAUGGAGAGAACUUUGGAAAGGGCGAUACUUGGUUUAGCCAGUGCGCUGGUCGCAAGAAGCGUCAGAAUAGCGUCUAUCCCGACGACCCCGAGCAGAUGGUGCCGCUCAAGAAUAUCGAGAGCAAGUAAUAUCAAGCCAAAGACGAUUGUGCGAAAGUUCCAAAUCCAGUUCAAAGUCCCUUGUUACCCUGUUUUUUUCUUGUUAAGAAUUCUACUCUUCUGCCUAGUAGUAUAAGUUUUAAGUUUUCACUAUCCAUGCCAAGUGAAUAAAAAUAUUCAGCAGAAUUGGAAAAUCUACAAUGUGUGGAUUUAACUAUUGCUGUGUGUCCCUAAGUUGUUUGUAAAUUGUAUUGUAUUUGUUUUAGAUGGUCAAAAAUAAAUCUUAAAGUCACUUAA
Molecule: messenger RNA, 2000 nt
Organism: Drosophila eugracilis
Lineage: Eukaryota; Metazoa; Arthropoda; Insecta; Diptera; Drosophilidae
Product: organic cation transporter protein
Exons: 3
Coding region: 66-1733 (555 amino acids)
Biological process (GO): transmembrane transport
Cellular component (GO): membrane
Molecular function (GO): transmembrane transporter activity
Source: RefSeq, a predicted model, not a curated record